This is a messenger RNA of Emiliania huxleyi CCMP1516, 625 nucleotides long. RefSeq lists its product as hypothetical. The transcript has 4 exons. Lineage: Eukaryota; Haptophyta; Isochrysidales; Noelaerhabdaceae. Bases 134 to 574 code for a protein of 146 amino acids. The record is from RefSeq and is a predicted model, not a curated record.
CGAGGAGGCGCUCGCCGAUCAGUGCGGCGGCGGCGGCGGCGGCGGCGGAGGCGAUGGGGGCGGCGGAGGAGGUGCUGGGGGCGGGGAUGUCCGGCGGCCGCUCAAGGCGGUUGUCUUCUCGCAGUGGGUUGGGAUGCUUGACCUGGCGGAGCGCGCGGUGCAGCGCGAGCUCGGCGUGCGCACGGUCCGGCUCGUCGGCGCGAUGAGCCUGGACCAGCGGCGAGAGGCGCUCGCCGCCUUCCGGGAGGACCGGCGCGUGCGGGUGAUGCUGCUCUCGCUCCGCGCCGGCAACGUCGGCCUCAACCUGACCGCGGCGCGGCGCGUCUUCCUCCUCGACCCGUGGUGGAACCCUGCCGUCGAGGAGCAGGCCAUCAACCGGGUCCACCGCAUCGGGCAGCCGGAGGAGGUGUCGGUGGUGCGGCUGGUCGUGCAGGGCACCGUCGAGGAGAAGAUGCUCGAGCUGCAGGGGCGCAAGCGGCGCAACGCGGAGCGGCUGCUCGACGACGCCGCCGGCGCCGACGAGGAGGCGUCGCGCCAGCUCCGCAUGUCCGACCUGGCGCUCUGCUUCGAGUGAGAGUGUGGCGGGAAGUUGGUCUCGGCGCCCGAGCGUGCUGUGGAGCGGAGU